AUGGAUAGAAAUUACCCGGGAGCAGGGUUUGGUGAUUUGGGCGCAGGAGCCGGAUGGAGCUAUGAGAGAUCGGCCAAAGCAAGUUUGGUGUAUGGAAGCUCCAGAACAUCUCAUCCGGAAUCUGAACUUCUACAUCGCCAAGCCUAUGCCACACCCCAUCCGCUGCAGGGUUAUGCAACCAAUCACCAUCCGGCCAGCUCUGGACAGGGUGGGGCUUGGGGUGCAGCUGGAAGGAGUUUGGGUUUGUCAGGACUUUUUGAUGCCGGGCUGCACCAUGCAAGCCCCUCAGGUCCAGAUCCAUCUGUUAUGAACCUGAUCUCUGCUUUGGAAUCCAGAGGUCCACAGCCACCUCCCUCUGCUUCCUCCCUUCUCUCUCAGUUCCGCACUCCUUCUUGGCAGACUGCAAUGCACACACCUGCUCCUGCAGAGCUGUUCAUCUCUGGUGCCCUUCCUGGUUCUGGGUCCUUCCCCUCAUCCUCUGCCUUAUCAGCCUAUCAGCACCCGGCUUCAUUUUCUGGGCGCUCCUUCCCUGGGGUGACUCCAUCUCUCUCUCUUCAGGAUACACCCACAUUCAGCCCGACUUCCAAUGGAAUCCUAUCACCUCAUGAUCCUUUGCUGCACAUCAAAACACCUUCUCAAUCUAGCCUGGGUUUUGACCGCCUGCUGUCAUCUCAGGGUGCGGCUGCAGCUUACCGAGGGAGCCAUGACCCAACUGGAAGUGGUGUAACAUCUGCUCAAGCUCCCUCUGCAGCAUCAGCUUCUGCCCGCCAUCUGCAGUCUCAUCAGUUUAACUUGCUGUCCUCCCAGCUCCAGGACCAGUCUAGUCAGUUAUAUAGUGCCUCUGUCUUCUCUUCAACUCCUGCUCCACCUCAACCAACGACCCAGGAGCGGACUGUCCCACGGCAAGACAGUGUCAUUAAGCACUACCAACGACCCUCUGCUGCGCAGGCCCCCUCCUCCACUCCCCACCCCCUCCAGCAUUAUCUCAGCUGUGGGGUGUCGGGGUAUCAGCAGGCCCCUCAUCCCCGUCAUACUGGCAUUUCCUGCAGUCCAUUAGGGGAGCACAGCCCCUCCUCAGAACAUAAACCCUCUCCAAGGACAGAACAGUACCGGCCCAUCAUUCAGCCUUCCUAUGUAUCUUCCUCAUCUUCAUCAUCAGGAGGGGCUGGUAAGGGUACUAAGAGCAGCUCCAGCAGUGGCUACUCCUCUUCUGGAUCUGGGUCUUCUUCCAGGACACCUCACACUCCUCCCUCUGCAUCUUCUGCCUCAUCGUCCUCAUCAUCUUCCUCAUCCUCCUCUGCAUCUGCUGGAGCUCGUCAAUCCAACUCUAUUCCGACCUCUAGCUCUACGUCUGCAUCCUCCAGGCAGCAACAACCAUCCCAGUCUGUGCCUCCUCCACAACAAACUCACUCUCAGCCCCCUCCAAGUUCCUCCAACUCUACUCAACAGCAAACCCUGCCAAAAUCCUGUCUCUCAGGCUAUGGGUCUCCUGUAGCUCCAGUAAAAUCAUCCAGUGGUCUAACAGGCCAGACUCCUCCCCAGCAACAGCCACAGUCUUACUCCCCAAGUCAGCCCCCUCCCUCACACCUUUCUCAAUCUUAUGGGGGAUUCAGUUCUCCUCAGGGCCAUGAAGUGCCCUCAGCCAGAUCCUCUGGAGUAGGGAAGGGAUAUGGGAGUUUGGGAAACCAGUCAUUUUCAGCAGAAGUAGUUUAUGGGGCAGAUUCUGGUUUUGGGUCUCUUCCUCCCUCUCUUGGUGGAGCAGGGAGCCCCUCAAUGGGUUAUGGUGCCUCAGGACAUUCUCCUGCUCUGUUACGAUCAGGGACAAGUGGGGGGUCGGCAGGAGGGAAUAGUAGCACUGGUAGUGCAGGUACAGGAGGAGGGAGCAGUGGAGGGGGUGGUGGAGGAUCUUACCAUAUCCCAGAUUCAAGCCCAUCUCCCUCUGGCAAUUCUGGAAUUAUCCGUCCAGGACUGCAUUCUCCUGCACCCUCUCGACCAGCUCAGUCACCAGUUGGAACAGGCUCUAACAAGUAUCUGUCAUCGGUCCUCUCCCCAUCUUUUCUCCCGUCUCCACAGGGGUAUCCAGAUACUCGAGGACCACGAUCACAGCCCUACCAUCCCACUGCCCCUCCCAAAAACAAAUCUGACACCAGCAUGUUAGGGGUAACAGAGUCUCGGCCCCAGCAGGAAGAUGAGGAUGAUGAUGACUUCCUUAUUCAGCACCUCCUACAGGCCCAGAGUCCAACUCCACAGUCAUCCCACCACCAUCCCCAACAAAGUCAUCAUCCUGCACAGCCAGCACAGCAGCCUCCUGUGCCUCCACAGGAUGGGGGUAAGGGGCUUGCAUUUGAGAUGGGCAAGAGCUCAGAGGAACGAUACCACCUUCAGAGUGUAAUUCGGACCCAUAGUGCGACCUCAAAUGCUGGGGUUGCAGGACCUGGAUCAGGUGCAGGACUGGACAGUCAGCUGGAGAUGUCUCUAAAGAAACAGCAGCAUCAACCACAACAGCAACAUCAACCACAGCAGCAACAGCAACAUAAACAACAUCAACAGCAGCCACAGCAACAGAAGAGCAACAGACCUGUGGUUGAUGGAGGAGUACGCGGCACUGCAGAUCAGACUCAUUCACAUCCUCAUCAUCACCAUGACUCAUUGGGGUCAGUGGUGCAUUAUGGUCGAGGUGACCCUUACUCCCAGCACCCUGUCCCUCAACACACAUCUUCUCACCACCAACACACCCCCCACACACCAACACACCCUCAUCUUCACUCCCACCAACAUAUGGAUGUUCAGAAGAAGCAACAGGACCCAACUGAUAUGGCCUACAUUCGAAAGACUCCUGAUGUGCAGCAGCACCACCACCAUCAACAGCAACAACCACAGCAACAUCAUCAGCCACAUCAGCAACAGCAUCAACAACAGCAGCGUCCGUCUCAGUCCCAGUCGCUCAUGGACUCCCCCACAGAUCAGUCUCGCCAACCUCCUCACUUAUUGCAGUCAGUUCUAUCCCACACAACCCGCAACAAAAUGGACUCUCAGCAGCAGCAGCACUCUGUUGGCCAGCAGGCAAUGAUGGAAGCAGCUGUUGGAGUCCCAGCUACAGAGGCCCAUCCACAGCCCCAGGCAUCUCAACUACAACUGCAACUUCAGUCCCAGCCUUUAGAUGCCACCAGCCAUUAUAGCCGUGGCUCUCAGCAGCCACAGGAUCAUAGCCGAUCCAAGUCAACGACAGUUUCCUCCUUAGACAUGCUGGAUCGCUCACUCUCUCGGACUUCGAGUCAGGAGGGAGGAAUGGUAGAUGAUAGAGCUGGAAGUGGAGGAAGCAGAGGAAGUGCAGGGACAGGUGGAAGCAUUGAGAGGCACCGUUCACAAGAGCAAUCAAGACUUCCGACUCACCACCCACAGCAACAUCAUGCCUCUGAGUUACAUUCAUACCUAUCGGAGUCUGAUUUGGGCUUAUCCAACCCACCCCAUGGGCAUCAUCUUCCUGUACACCACCACCACCAGCAACAACAACCUCCACAGACUCAACAACAUCCUAAUUCCCACUCCCAUUCGCAGCAUCCCAAUACCCAAAGCCACUCGCACCACUUGCCUCCCCAGACCUCUUCCUCAGCUGCCUCACAACAAGAACCUUCUCACCCACCCCAUUCAUCUCAGAUCCCACAAGCCCAGCUUGACCAACAGCACUCAGCAGAACAUCAGUUUGAUACAAGAAGUUCUGCGGUGAAAUCAAACCAGAACCAAAAUCAGAAUCAGGCCCAGCAGAGUCAGAGGUUUGUGCCAUUAACAUCUAUUUGUUUCCCAGACUCUCUACUUCCAGAUGAAGAUCGCUCUUUCUUUCCUGGCAUGGAGGACAUGUUCUGCCCUGAGGAAUACAAACCCAGCUGUCCUGGAGCUGGUCCAGGUCAAGAUGGGGUUUCUCAAGGCCAGGGUGGACAGGAAAACAUGGAGGGCAUGAAAGCAACGGCAGGAGGUGGAGGAGAUGAGACAGGUGCUGGCUAUGAUAUGCUUGGUCCCCAUGGUGACCAAGGAUAUGGGCAGUACUGCCAUGAUCUCUCAGAACCUGACAAUGGGACCAUGCAUCUGGAUCUUGACUCACUGAAGACCCAUGAGCUCCCAUCUACAGUCAACACAGAGCAACUUGGACUGAUCCAGUCCCAGCCAUCCAGCCUUGGUAUGGGCAGUGCAGGGAACAUUGGUGAUGGAUCAGGGACCAAACUGGGAAGCACUGGAGGUACUGGAUCUGGAUCAGGGGGGCUUACAUCACCAAUUUUCUGCUCCUCUCGGCCCAAAAAGCUCCUUAAGUCAAGCUCUUUCCACUUGCUGAAGGAGAGACCUGAUCCAAAUUCUCUGCCUAAGAAGAGCUAUGCACAGGAGUACGAAUUUGAAGAUGAUGAGGAUAAGGCUGAUGUUCCUGCUGACAUCAGACUGAACAGUCGAAGACUUCCAGAUCUGAUACCAGACCUUGUGUCCAGCUGUCGGAAAUCCAGUGGAGUGGGAGGGGGCGCCUUGAGCCCACUCAUGAGUGAUAUGGACUUCGGAUAUCCCUCCCUUGGUCCUCCACCACAAUUGCUUCCCCAUGAUGGACCGAAGAAGAGAGGCAGGAAACCUACUAAACCCAAACGGGAAGGACCCCCCAGACCUCGGGGCCGUCCACGGAUACGGCCCUUACCUGAACCACACCACUCCAGGGGCAUGAUGGGAGAGUGUGGAACAGGAUUUACCCCAGAGAGAGGGAGAGGACGAGGCAGAGGCAGAGGCAGAGGGCGACGGGAGGAAUCCUACAUUGACAUGGAGAUGGCCAACAAGGAGCAAAGUCAGCUUUAUCAGCAACAUAUGCAGCAGCAACAGAUGCAUCACCAAACACAACAGCCACAGCACCAGGAGCCAAUCAAACCCAUCAAAAUUAAACUACCUACUAGCUCAAUGUCCUCCUCAGAAGCUUUGUUGCGGACAGACUCUCUAUCUGGUACUGACCCAGCCCUUUCAGACGGUUCGGUAGGGUCUGCUCCUUCAUUGGGCCUCAGCCCAGGAACUCCAGGAGGGACUGAGAUGAACAGAGCCCAGGAUAAGACCAAGCCCAAAAUCAUGGAGGGGGAGGAGAAAGAACCUGAGAAAUCUGGUUUCAUGGCAUCCUUCCUUGAUUUCUUGAAGUCUGGGAAGAAGCCACCAGGAUUAUCUGUAGGACCACCAGGUAGCUCUGGAAAUGGAGAUGCAUCUCCAGGAAAAAGUGGUGGCAUCCGUCCACUGUCUCCUCCACCACCAACUCCACCUGCAUCUUCAGCACCAUCUGGAUUUGGUGAGGGUGAAGGUGAUGGAGGGCUGUCUUUGGGUGGCUGCCCUAGCCCCUGCAAGCGUUUGGAUGAGGAACUAAAAAGAAACCUGGAGACGUUGCCAUCCUUUUCCUCAGAUGAAGAGGACUCUGUUGGGAAGAACCAAGACCUUCAGAAAAGCAUCUCCUCUGCCAUCUCUGCCCUGUAUGACACUCCUCAGCUCAGCACCUCCAUGCAGCCCCCCUCUCUGCCUCCACCCCCUCCCCCACCUCCUCCUGCACCUCUGACCCCUACACAGCAACCACCAGCUCUGAGUCCACAACCUCCCACACAUGCCCAAACUCAGCCACCAUUGCACACUCAUACACAGUCCAUUGAGCCUGCGAUGCUAGAGCGAGAAGAGCAGGAUGAAGAGGUGGAAGAACAGGAGGACGGAAAUAAGAGUAUAGAAGAAGCAAGAGAGGAGCCGGAUGAAAAUGCAGACGAUAGAGUUCCAGAGUUGGAGAUGCUGGGUGAACCCAAAGUGGGAGACUCUCCUAAAGAAACUCAAGCUGCACCAUCUACCCCUGCCCUUCCAGCUCUCUCCCCUUCAUCACCUGCUCCAUCAUCUUCACCCUCACCUCCUCCUCUUCCACCACUUCCUCUGCCCUCUCCACUUCAAGAGCCAGAGGAAAACAUAUCUUCACCAAAACCUCCUACACAACAGUCACCUCCUCCUCCUAGCCCCCUCUCUUCCUCCAUACCUGUUCUUUCACCUCCGCCUCCUCCUCCUGUAAACCUCCCUCCUCCGUCCUCUACUCCUCCACCUUCUAUCCCUCCUCCUCAACACACAGUGGCACCCCCUGCCUCUCCAGAGGAGGCCCCAGCACCUCAGAUCCUCCCCUUACACCUGGCACAGAAACAGAGUGGUGCUGCCAUCGUAGGAGAAAGUGAUGAGGAUGAGAGUGAGAGUGGAGGGGAAGGCAUCUUCAGAGAGAGGGAUGAAUUUGUUGUGCGAAUUGAGGACAUCAGAACACUGAAGUUGGCACUACAGACAGGUCGAGAGCCCCCUCCUAUCUGGCGUGUUCAGAAAGCCCUACUGCAGAAAUUCACUCCAGAGAUCAAAGAUGGACAGAGACAGUUCUGUGCCACAAGCAAUUAUCUUGGCUACUUUGGUGAUGCUAAGAAGCGCUACCAGCGGCUGUAUGUGAAGUUCUUGGAGAAUGUCAAUAAGAAAGACUAUGUGAGGGUCUGUUCCCGCAAGCCCUGGCACAGGCCCACAGUCACACUCAGACGCCACUCACAGCCUCAGUCACUCCCAAAGAUGACUCCAACCGCCAAUAAUCAAACUCCAGCUAGCAUAGACAGGGAUGACAAAGAGAGGGACAAAGAAAAAUCAAAGGAGAGAGAACAGCGUGAACCCAGAGAAAAGAACAACCUGAGAGCAAAAGAACAACGAGAGAAGGAAAAAAUGUUUAAAACAAAGGAAGAAAAGAAAGACAAAGAAAAGAAAGGGCCACCACCUCCACCACUGCAGAGGGCUGAGAAACGAUCUGCCACAUCAGAACGGACAAAGGGGAAGGAGGACAAGAGAAAUGUAGCGGGAAUGGAAAAGAGGACAGAACGGCCCCAAAAGCCCCAUUCAGUGAAGGUGAAGGCGGAACCUCCACCCAAGAAGAGGAGGAAGUGGCUGAAGGAGGUGCCCUCAGAGUCAUCAGAAUCAGACUCCUCUGCUAGCGACGAUGAGAUUUCAGUAAAAGCCACUCUUAACACUCGUGCUAUGCGGGAGAUGUACCGUAGCUAUGUUGAGAUGUUAGUCAGCACGGCCCUGGACCCAGACAUGAUCCAGGCAUUGGAGGACACUGAAGAUGAGCUGUAUCUUCCUCCGAUGCGCAAGAUUGACAGCAUCCUUAGUGAACAGAAACGGAAGCUUCUGAAGAAAGUCAAUAUGAAUCCCCAACACCAGGAGGCCCUACACACCUUUCCCCAGAUGACAGCUGAGGCUCUGGACUCAGGGGCAGUGAGGGUUCGGCUUGGAGGGGAGGGCUACAAUCGCAAAACCCUUAACCGUGUCAAAAAGAGUCUACCUAAACCACAGGACCUUAAGCUGUCAUCUGAAACAUGCAGAAUCUACAGCCUCUACCACUCUCUGCAUCAUUACAAAUACCAUACCUUCUUACAUUGUAAGAAAGAGACGGACAGUAUAGAACAGGCAUCCGAGGACCCGGGGCAGGAGGAGGUUGUUCAGCAAUGCAUGGCCAAUCAGAGCUGGCUAGAGACGCUCUUCAACUCCUUCAUUGAGCUUAUGACCCUCAGCUCCAAAGCUUGAGUAAGAAAAAAAAAAGAGUGAAAAAGAACAAAGAGAGAAGAAUGGAAGAGGGCACAUGGGACAAACUUUUUUUUUUGGCAUAGCUCCUUCCCCUCUUUUGCUCUAAAAGAGAGAUUCUAGAAACUACUCACUGAUGUGGUGGCUAUAGGAGAAUUCAAGGUGAAAACCCAGCUUUCAGCUUGUUGUCUCUGACUACAGAAUUUAUCCUCUACUUUUAAGUGAAGUUGGCAAAACCACAGACUGUGCAAUAUUGUUUUAGAUGGGGAGUUGGCUGAAGUGAGACAAAAAAAAAAUAAUAAUAAACUGCAAAAUGAGGAGACAAAAUUAGCAGAUUUCAUCUAUGUGGAUGUUACUAAACUGAAUGAAUGAAACACUUUGAAUGGACUGACUAAGCAACAGUGAGGAUUUGAUUCAGAAAGGGACACUGAACUGAAUCGUGGAGCCAUGAGUUAAGGUGAUACUGUAUGGAGUCUAGAUACUGUGCAGAAUCUUUAGACUUUUGAGUCGUUCGAUUCGUAGUACUUGGAGUAACUGACACGAUGAAUUUCUUGCGGAUGGUGGUAGAAUGGAGUCUGUUACUAUUUGAAUUUUACACAAACUAU
Messenger RNA from Chanos chanos (milkfish), 8183 nucleotides. It is a transcript of the gene prr12a, whose product is annotated as proline rich 12a. The record is from RefSeq and is a predicted model, not a curated record. The transcript is spliced from 15 exons. NCBI's taxonomy places the organism in Eukaryota, Metazoa, Chordata, Actinopteri, Gonorynchiformes, Chanidae. The coding region runs from base 1 to 7581 and encodes 2526 amino acids.